AUGGACGAAGAUGCCCACCUGACCAGGCUUCCGGCGGAGCUGCUCUUCCACAUCUGCCAGCUGCUGCCGCUGGCCGACCUCUCCCGCAUGAGUGGCGUGUGCCGAUCGCUGCGGGUGGUGGCAAACGCGGACUCUCUGUGGCGGCAGCGCUAUCUGCAGCGCUACUACCAUCCCACUGCCGGUGGCUCUCAACGGACGACGUCGUGGAAGCAGAGGUUCAAGCGAAAUCGGACGCUGGAGCGACGAUGGCGCAAUGGCAGCCACACAUCACAUUCGGUCAAAGGGAGCCACGAUGACACCACCUGGUGCGUCAGCGUGGGCGCCACACUGGCCGCCACCGGCGCGCAGGGCCUCACUGCACUGUGCACCGUCCAGAGCGGGCAGAUAGGCAUCUGGGACGUGAAGCGACGAAAGUGGCGCAAAACGCUGAUGGGCCACACGUCUUUCGUGAGAGCUGUGAAAGUGCUGCAGGACGACUGUCGCCUCCUGAGCGGUGGCGGCGAUUGUGUGAUUCAGGUGUGGAAUCUCGAGGCCGAGAAAGCGAGCGAGCAUUCGGUCGCGCGAUUCCUCACCGGCCAAAGUUCCAAGAUAAUAACUGCCUGGUCUCGGGCUCUGACGACCGCCAACUACGAGUAUCUGGGGGACUGGAUGGGACUGUGCGCUAUUGGAACUGGCAGGGACAACAGCAGGCCUCUGUUCCUGUUGGUACCAGGGGUAGUGCACUUCCUUCUGCUUUCUUUGAUCUUCACCAAACUUACUUCUUCUUGGUAG
This is a messenger RNA of Acanthamoeba castellanii str. Neff, 771 nucleotides long. RefSeq names its product Fbox domain containing protein. The transcript has 8 exons. The record is from RefSeq and is a predicted model, not a curated record. Lineage: Eukaryota; Discosea; Longamoebia; Acanthamoebidae. Gene Ontology annotation, molecular function: protein binding. The coding region runs from base 1 to 771 and encodes 256 amino acids.